Molecule: messenger RNA, 1868 nt
Organism: Paramecium primaurelia
Lineage: Eukaryota; Ciliophora; Oligohymenophorea; Peniculida; Parameciidae
Source: the annotation of a GenBank genome assembly
CAUGAUUUAAUUUAAUUAACAGUAACAAUAACAAAUGUCUCAACUACCUCAAUACACAAGUUAAACUGUUGAGUCCUAAUAUUUUCAGUAACCAAGUCAAAUGAGCAUCAAACCUUAACCAAUAACAUUCUAUCCACCAACAUUCACAUAACUCUAGGGUCCAUUAGCAUCAGAUCAAAAUUAUUAAAUACAAUAAUAAUAGUAAUAACAAUAAUAAUAACAAUAAUAAUAGUAAUAAUAAUAGUAAUAAUAAUAAUAACAAUAGCAACAAUAAUAAUAGUAAUAAUUAUAAUAAUAAUAAUAACAGCCAUAAUACUAAUAUGAUGAUUAGUAUAUUAGAUCAAGAUAGUUACCAUAAAAUCUGUAACAAUAAAUGAUGUAACAAUAAUGGAAUGAAUAAUUUUAAUAAAUGUUACAAAUGCAUCACCAUAAUUAUUUGCUCUAAAAUUAGCUGCACAAUCUUAUGAUAAAUUAAACAGCUUAAUCUGAAUAGGCUAGAUAGGAUUUAUAGAUACAAUAACAACAAUCAAUGGCUGAUUUUACAAACUUGUAACCUGAAACUAUUACAGAAUACAUACCAGUUGAAAAGAAAGUUAUUGAAUAUGAAACUAGAAAAAAAAAAAUUUAAGUCCCUGUAACACAUGAAGUAACAGAAUAUGUACCAGUCACUACAGAAACUAUUUCACCAGAAAGAACUGUUCGACUAUCACCUCCUAAAGAAGUACAUAUGGUUCCUACUGUUGUCUAAUAACCACCUAUUUUACAAUAAACUGUAAUUCCAAGACCUCCAUAAUUAUAAAUGGUUCAUGCACCUACUUAAAUGACCAGAAUGCCAACCGUUCCUGCUUAUUAACAAGCACCAUUAACUUCAGUGAGAUCUUAACUUUAAUAAUCACCACCAAGAAUUCUGAACAAACCAACUGAAAUUCCUAUACCACCUCCUCCUCCUCAUCUUCCAUUGCAACCUUUUAAUUAUACACCCAAAGACUUUCCAACUAUGAAUAUGCCACCUCCUCCUCAUUAAUUUUAAGGAUAAAUCUCCUUGAAUUCCCCCUAACCACCACCUCCACCAUAAUUUGAUUCCCACUAAAUUCAAGGAUAAAUCUCCUUGAAUUCCCCUUUACCACCACCUCCUCCAUAAUUUGAUUCUCCACUUCCACCUUAUUCACAUUAAUUUGGUCAUCCAUAAAACUAAUUACCUCCCCAUUUAUUACCUUAAGUACCAUAACAUUAAUUCAAUUAACAUUUACCUCAUUAACAAUAACAUUAAAUAAACCCACAUUAACCACAACAUCAAUAAUAACCUCAUUAAUCAUAAUAACCAUAAUAAAUACAUUAACUAUAAUACCCAUAAUAAUUAUAAUCACCACAUUAACCACAUUAACCAUAAUACUAAUAGUAACCUCAUUAACCACCAUUAUUACCUCAUCCACCUUAAUCUAGGCCUGCUCCAUUCAUUCCAGAAUAAUAUUAUAGAGAUUAAAUAGAAGAUGAAUAAGAAUAACAUUAUUAUGAUAUACCUCAAAGAAAACAUCCAAAUCAUCCUGAUUUUUAAUAGACUUCAAAACUUGAUACCCCAAAUUAUCAUAUUCCAAAUUAUGAUAGUGAAAAUGUAUAAAUUUUAUCUAUAACACUCUUAGAUCAGAGAUAAAUAAUCUGAACCCAUUUAAUAUCCAAAAAGAGCACCCUUUAUUCCAAGAUCUUAUGAUUCUGAUCUUCACUAUCAAAAACCAGAAUAGAUUGAUAUACCAUCUAAGGAUAAUUAAAAAAGAGGCAUUCAAAGAUCAGUCUAUGAAAAACGACCAUAAAAUUCCCAAUAAACCCUAAGAAGCAAAGAAAACUACUUUAAAGACUCUAUAUUCUAAUGA